Messenger RNA from Rhizoctonia solani, 2205 nucleotides. Its product is annotated as glyoxal oxidase. Bases 1 to 2205 code for a protein of 734 amino acids. The transcript is spliced from 12 exons. NCBI's taxonomy places the organism in Eukaryota, Fungi, Basidiomycota, Agaricomycetes, Cantharellales, Ceratobasidiaceae. The record is from RefSeq and is a predicted model, not a curated record.
AUGGUCCCUACACGACCACCAUCAGCCCGUGCAAGCUCGGGGAUUCUCGGACACUUGGCAUUAUUUGGAGAUGGAACCACUCCCGAGGUCGAGGCUAUACGAAUGAGCGCUCUCGGUUUUGAUUCGCUGCCCGCGAGCGCUCGUUGCUGGGACAGCCCUGCAUCUCGCUUGCUUUCUCCUGAACUCUCGCUCAUUAUACCUCUGUGUGGUCUUGUAAUUCUUCUUGCUAUUAUGUCCUCGUCAAGGAGAUCAGCCGUGCGUUUCGUCGCACUCGCGACAUUCCUUGUGACAGGUGCUGCUGCCGCACCCAAGGUCUUGCCCAAACCUGGUCAGCCAACCAAAUCUGGGAAGCCCGGAACAUUUGAAGUGGUAGGGGACAGCGGUGUCUCUGCGAUGCAACUUUUCUUGGGAACCGACAACCGCGUCUAUAUCGUAGGAAACCCUGAGCAUCCAGCAUGGGCCACCGAAUACGACAUCAAUACCAACACAAUUCGUUCCAUGGACGUCGUCACAAACUCAUUCUGCGCCGGUGGAGGUGUGUUGGGGAACGGCACUUGGCUGAACGCGGAUUUCAGUGUCCGUCCCAAGGCGGAUUUCGAUUGCCGCAUCGACUACCCUAUUCAGUUCCUGGAAUCUGACUUGUGUAUUGGUUUGGUAGCCGUUACUUGGGGUGGACUUACCGCUGCCAGCCAGGACGGUAAGGAUGGUCCGUAUUAUACUGUAGAUGGAGGCAAAGCUAUUCGGUUGCUCGAUCCAUGCGACGACAAGAAAUGUAAUUGGCGAGAGAUGUUCAUGUCAACUCGCCGUUGGUACCCCACCCUUGAAAACCUCGAGGAUGGAAGUUUAAUGAUCAUCGGAGGAAAUCUAUGGGGUGGUUUCGUGAACAGCCAAGGGCAGAACAACCCAACUUAUGAAUUCUUUCCUUCUCGAGGUGAUCCCAUCGGGUUGAACAUCCUUACCACAACACUCCCGGCCAAUCUUUACCCUCUGACCUGGCUCUUGCCCAGCGGCAACUUGUUUAUUCAAUCAAACUGGAAGACUGAGGUAUUCGACUACAAGGCCAACAAGGAGUACUUCUUGGAUGAUAUUCCACAUGCUGUUCGGACAUACCCCGCCAGUGGAGGUACAGUUAUGCUCCCCUUGACUCCGAAGAACAAUUACACCGCUACUAUCAUGUUCUGUGGUGGUUCCGAUCUGCAGCCCGAUCAAUGGACUGAGACUUGGGCUAUCGCCGCGUACCCAGCCGAUUCAUCAUGUGUCAAGAUGUCCCCUGAUGUUUCAGGAGAAUGGGAAAAUGACGACUCGCUCCCUGAAGGCCGAACCCUUGGUAGUAUGAUCUUGCUGCCCACCGGUGAAAUUUUCAUGGUCAAUGGCGCAAACCUUGGCGUCGCGGGGUACGGAAACGUUAGCUGGGCAAUCGGCCAAUCCUACGCAGACCAGCCUAUCUACAGGCCCAUCAUCUACAACCCGGAUGCUCCCGCUGGAUCUCGUUGGUCUCGUGAAGGUUUGAGCGAUAGCACUGUCGCCCGCAUGUACCAUUCCGGUGCGACUAUUCUACCCGACGGUUCUGUUUUCGUGAGUGGGUCGAACCCGAACGCGGAUUACAAUGUUGGUUCCAAUGUCAAGUAUCCGACCGAGUAUCGCGUUGAGCGUUUCUACCCUAUGUAUUAUUCAAAGCGUCGCCCCGAACCUGUUGGUCUUCUUAGUCAACUCUCCUACGGAGGAGGUUAUUUCAAUGUAACGCUUUCUUCGGAAGACCUGAGCGGAGAUGCUUCGAAUAUCGCAAAAGCCAAGGUUGUUAUCAUCCGUCCUGGGUUCUCGACUCACGCUCUGAACAUGGGCCAACGAUACAUCCAACUUGACUCUGCUUAUACCGGAAACGAAGAUAAUUCGGGUGUACUUCAUGUCUCACAGCUUCCGCCUAAUCCUGCAGUCUUCCCUCCCGGCCCAGCACUCAUCUUCGUAGUCGUUGACGGUGUGCCUUCCAUCGGUCAAACGAUUAUGGUCGGCUCGGGUAAGAUCGAGACCCAACCCACUCAAGCUGCGGCAUCACUCCCACAGAGCCAAAUUGCAUCUCAGAACUCACCUGGAGGGAACAGCUCAUCCGGCUCGGGUAACAACAACAGUAAUAGUGCCAUACGAUCAGGCCUCAAUAUCGUUUUACAUGGGGUGUUUGGACUGGCCCUCGCUAUAUCGCUAGCUUAA